GGUAAGGUUUUAAGAAGACAGAAAUACAAAUUGUCACAUGUGUAUUUCCACAAAUAUACUUCACAUUCGACCUUGACUUUAAUACAUUCAGUGCGGAAGUAGUGUCCACACAAAUUAGAACCCACGUGGGAAAAUGGACUUCGAGAAAGCUAAGGUGCAGAAGGCGGUGGCUGCAUUGUUUAAUUUACUCAAAGACACAAAGAAGGCAAGCUUCAUUGAUGAAGCAGAGAAAAUUCAUUUGCAGUUUACUUUCAAGAAAGUUCCAAAUGUCAAGAACAAAACACUUCACUUGAAGUUGCCACACUCCUUAAUGAGAGAUACAAUGGACGUGUGUUUGUUUGUGAAAGACGUGAACAAGAAGAAGCGAGACUUUGAUCCCACUAUCCACCAUUACAAGGAACUGCUUGACAAACAUGACAUCAACUUUGUCACAGAGGUUAUUCCUUUGAAGUCUUUGAAAACAGAGUACAAACCUUAUGAAGCCAAGAGGAUACUCUCUGACCGGUUUGAUGUCUUUUUGGCAGAUAAAUGUGUCAUUCGGUUACUUCCGGACUUUCUCGGCAAAGCCUUCUAUGGCAGGAGGAGACUGCCGAUUGGUGUGAACAUGGGUGCCAGUAAUCUGAAGAAGGAGCUGCAGGAAGCCCUUGAUAACUCUCAGUGCUACAUCAGUGGACGAGGGGCGUCGGGCAUGGCCACAGUUGCACAUUCAGAGAUGAAGAUAGAACAUGUGGUGGACAAUGUUAUCUCAGCAGCCAAUCAUCUUGCAGCAGGCAUUCCAGGAGGACCAAUCAACAUAAAGAGCAUGUACAUGAAGACUGGACUGUCGAUGUCUGUUCCCUUGUAUUUCAGCACAGAUGAUGGAGAUGUUGUUUUGCCACCCAAGGAGAGGAAGGUUGUAGACAGUGAGCCGGAAGAACUUACAACUAUUCUCGGAGCCAAGGUCAAGGUCUCUCAAUUUGGUGAUGUCAAAAUUAUUCAAGUCAAGCGUGUAGCUGAAGAUGAUGACCUUGACCUAGACAGUCUUACUGAGAAGAAAAAGUUUAAAUCUGCUCAAGCAAAGACUUCAAAGAAGUUUGGAAAGAAUCCAACUAAGUCAAAGAGUUUGGCACCGAAACAAAAGACAGUAAAAUCUGGCAUCAAGCAACCGAAGAAGAAACAGAAAACCAAAUCUUGAACUGACUGCCUAAAAUGAAAUGGAAUAAAUCUCUGUACAUA
This is a messenger RNA of Haliotis rufescens (red abalone), 1215 nucleotides long. Its product is annotated as ribosomal L1 domain-containing protein 1-like. NCBI's taxonomy places the organism in Eukaryota, Metazoa, Mollusca, Gastropoda, Lepetellida, Haliotidae. The transcript is spliced from 7 exons. Bases 134 to 1174 code for a protein of 346 amino acids. The record is from RefSeq and is a predicted model, not a curated record.